UAUAUAUUAUGCUGUAAUUGAAUAAUAAUACAAAAAUGUAUUCUUUAAAAUAACACAUCUACAAAAUAGUCAUUGUGGUGAAAUGGCCCUUUAUUUUUGAAUGGUAGUGUAGGCUAUACAAUAAAUGUUGUUAAUAAAGUAAACUGAUACAAUACAUUGUGUAAACACAAGUAAUCAUAAAGCACAAAUACAUGGUUAAGAGUUCAUUUUUUUCUUUGUUUAAUUUUAUUUUUGGUAAACAUGGCUGAACCAACCUUUAAGUUUCCACCCAAAUAAAUAUAACGUUAGUAAAAAUGAUAACAACCUAGUAGGGACAAUCCUCGUGUACUCGUGUAACGUUAUCUGGUGCUCUUCCGGUCUGUGACGGAUGUUGUGUUUGGAUCUCAGGACCCCACAACAGACUACCACGCGGAAAAAACAAAUGUAUUACAUACAAAAUAAUCACACGACACUAAUAUUAGUAAAAUAAUGUCGUAAUGAAAGCAACGUUCGUGCUCUUAGCAUGCAACGUUAGAUGACCUCGCGCGAGUAAAGGGAUUAAUCGCGCGACGGUAUCGGUGUAUUAAAACAGUUGAGCAUUUUAACGUCAAGUUUUCAUUAACCAUUCGGACAUCAUGGAUGGCAAGUUGCCCCCAUGGAAUAUUCAUGGAGGGCAUAGCAGCAGCAUUCCCUAUACAUCAGGGGAAUGUCAUGAGGCACGUGACUUAACAGGAGAAUCCAUGCCCUCAUUGUCAUCAUGUAUGAGUGGAGCGUUUAGGGCUUUGUUACCAGAUUACCAUGGAACGUCAUCAGCCAUGACAGCAAACCCUAUUAAAUAUUCCUAUUCUCCUGAUGAUCAUUGUGUCAUUCGAAGCGGCACUGGAAUGAGUUACUCUGAGAACACAAUAGAAAGAAGGGAAAAAUUUAAUUAUAUCAAAGAGUCUUUAGUGUACCCCAAGUAUACUCAAUACGUGCCGCAAGAAAAGGACAGAGAAUUGGACCAAGGAAACUCGCAUAACUGGACAUCUGUCAUUAAACAUGCACUAGAGAUGAGUAAUGGAAUGGAAAUGGAGCACACUGUGGAUGUCUGUAGCCCUCUAGUGGACUUUAAUCCUGUUUAUAAAGAACCUCAGAUGGAGUUAACACGCUCGAAACCAAAUGAGAAACAGGAUGGGCUAGAGGUUAAAGGAGAACACAAUUCCUUUAUUACUAUGUUGUCCGAUGGCACCAGCAAACAGCAAAAUGUUCAGGAAAUGGCUGUAAACCAGGAGUCAGACAUGUUCGCUGAAGGAUCAUCUUUAAGAAAAGGGGAACCUAGAAUGACUGUUAUCAGAGGACAUGAGCCAGGAUUUUCAUUACCAGGAUUUUAUAGUUCACAUAAUCCUCAUUUAUUGGAAGGUUAUGUGAAAUGUGAUGAGUUUUCAUUGGUCAAGCGGCCUACAGAACACACUUCUCAGAAAACACCACAAGAACCUGGGUUAUCAUGCCAAGUUGGCAGCCCUAAUAAAACUCAGGAGAGCCACACAAACAGUUGCUUCGGAGUAAAUAAUGAAAUUGUUUCUGACAAUUCACCCAUUUUUGAUCUUCAUAAUCUUGAUCUUCCCAAAUAUAGUGUACCGGCAGAGAUUAUGGAUGGAAAAAUGUCAGUUAAUUCACAUCAUCAUUCUUCAAACUAUAAUGAUCAACAGGAGAUGGGACAACAAAGUCAUCUGGAUGUCUCUAAUACAAUGCUUAGAAAACACUUCGAAAACCAAGUAACCACUUCACCAUUAGAAGAAGAAAUUAAGAGCAAUCUGUCUGUUACAGAAGAUAUUGAACCUAAAGGCUCAGUUCACACUAAAAAUACUGAACUCAGUUUGAAUUUGAAACCAAAGUUUGUCCCUGAAAUUGUUUCCUUUUCAAAUCCGAACUCCACUCCAGAUUCACAGAAGGUUCCAGAGCAACUUCCUUUCUCCCACAAAAUGUACAUUGAUGAUACAUGUAAGGAUUCUCAAAAAGAGCAAGGGAAAAGUGACAGAUUAAAUACACUAAGUUUUCAAGAGAACAAUUUGACUACCAGUCCCGUGUCUGUAGAUGGUAGAACAUAUCUUCAUGUUCAAGAAAAACAUUCGCCAACAAAUCAAAGUUUAGUUCAUCCAUCUGGACACUCUGAAAUGUGUGAACAGACAUUUCUUAACAAUGGUGAAGAACGCAGUAAUCAUUCCACUCAGCAUAAUUUACAGAAUGCAUUGCAAACGUACCAAGAAAAGAAACCAAGAAAGAUUGCAAAGAAACCAAGAAAAAGAAAAAAAACUGAGCUUGAGGAAUUAAAUGAUCAGAUACACAAAUCCACAAAAAUGAGUGACUGUUCUUUGUAUGAAUCAGACAUAUCAGAUGGUGCUGUAAAACCAGACAAAACUGGAUGUGAAGAAGUUAAUGAUAUCUGUCCGCUGACUGAUAAUAACAUCAGUGCACUGGAAGAGGACACUAAAAAUAAAAAUGAUAAUAUUCUCCCACAAAGAAAAGGGACAACGCCAAAGAAAAGCAAAAUUGAGAGCGAUUGUAUUACACAAAGUUGUUAUGCUGCUGAAUACCAGUGUGUUUCACAACUGCAGAGUUCACAUGAACAACCUGUUACAACAGAGACCUCACAAAAACAAGGUCACAAUUCUGAAGAUUCCCAUGAAAAAGCCACAUCAAAUAAGAAUAAACCGUCCGUCAGAAAAACUGUUUAUGGAAGAAAACGGAAGAGGGCUUCAAAGAUAUGUUCGAAAGCAACAAAUAGCAAUCAAAACAAUAUCUCGUAUACAUCAAAUUCUCAGGUCACACUGUUGGAAGCAAAUGCGGACAGUAAUCAGCAGUCCAUCUCUAAUCUACAGAGUCUUGAUGACGAGUACAACCCAGAAAUAUCAAAAAAAUCCAGAAGAAAGAAAUCAAAUGAGGCUCAACACACAUUACAAAGCAAGGAAGAUUUACCUUCUCAGCUGGAGGAUGUUUCCAGUUCAUUUGAGGCUGACCAGGUGGACCAGAAGGUAAAGAAGCUUCAGAAGGCAAGACGGCCUAGUGUAAAGGCUUUAGGGGACAAAAAUUAUAAACAUGCAACUAUUCUGGAUGGAGAGUCUUUAAUAGACUCUGUGAGUCCUACAGAUUCUGUUUUAACCUCCCCAAACAUUCAAAGCCCUCAGAAAAACCCAAGGAAACCAAGACAAAAGAAAAGAGUAGAUGUCAGCGAGGUUGCUGGAACACUCAAUGCCAGCCCAGCAGUGUUACAACAAAAGGAUGCUACCUCACCAUUAGCAAGACUUAAGGAAAUCAUGCAGACUACCAAGAAAACAAGGCCUGUGAAAGCAAAAAGACAGGUGAAAAGGGCUUCUAGAAAGAAUGUAAAUGAGGACCAUGAAACUGCUGUGUUGGACAUAGAGACCUUUACAGACACUUUGACGCAAGAUUCUGUUUCAGUUGCAGGAAGUGACAUUGAAUCUCCAGUGAUUCUCAGAACAAGGAAAACAUUUGGCAAGAAAGCGUGUCCUAAGACAGUAAGCAAUGAAACUGUUGAAAUUAAUGAUCUGUUAAUUUCAGAUAGUGAAAAAGUAGUUGAUUCUGUGGUGGCCACAGAAAAGACAAAAAUGACAUCAAGUAAAAGGAAAAAAACGAAUGUUAAUUCAACUGUUGGCCAAGCUUGUUUACAACCGGAAGAUAUUACAACAGUGCCCUCAAAAUUUGUUGAAUCUUUAGUGGCUUCCAAUCCAGGAAAAACAGUAAAAGCCAGAAGAUUUUCCAACAACAAAUCUAGAAGAAAAACAAAUAAACAACUAAAUAGUAAUAUGGAUGAAGAAGCAUCUUUGUUAUCCACUGUGACACAAGAAAAUGCAAUUUUACCUUUAAAUAUUGACUCUUCAAGCAGUUACAGACGGAAGAAGUUAAGAAAAAAGACUGUAACCGAAAUCAAACAUGAGGCAGAGCAAACGCUAAAGGUAAACCAUACUGAGUCCCAGCAUGAAGAUCUGACUACAAUACCUGAUCCCAUCAUAGCAGCUUCUAGUACAAAGUUGACUUUAAAAUCAAAAAGACCAGCGAAAAAGGCAGGUAGACGGAAGGUGAAGACUGACCAUGGGAUUUCGUGGGACAUGCAGACUCUGAACCAAGCAGAUUGUGUUCCAACAUCAUUUGUUCUCACCACAACACCUAAAAAAUCAAAGACAGUCAAGAAAAUGUCUGAUCUCAAAAUUGAUGCAAUAAAUAGUGCUAAUGAUCAAACAAUGCCCCGAAAAGACAUUUCAGCUGUACAUCAGGAAUCAAAAGAAAGCAUUGUGCCUCCAAAGAAAAGAUUCAGAACUCCGCAAACACUUACUACAGACAGUCUGUUUGAUUCAACCAGCGAAAACUAUGAGUCUGUUCAUGUGAGCAAACACAUUUCUCCAGCCACUGGGAAUACAGUUAAUUUUGUUUCAGCCACAGAAACAGACUGUUCACAUGUUGUCAGCCAAAAAAACCCAGUAAGAAAAAAACGAUCAACUAAAAAGGUCAAUAGACGCAAAAGACGAGUUAUCCAAGCAAACAGCAGUUUUGGAGAACAGACCUCUCCAGAGGUGCAGGAACAAAAUUCUGCUUUAACCAGAAAUAAUAAUAAGAAUCAUACACCAGACUACUUUGAUAAAGACAUUGUGAAUGAAACAACAGAAGAUCCUAGAGAGAGACAGGUUUUAGUCUCUACUGAAACUGUUGCAAGUCCAAAGAGGAAGCCAAAGAAAAAUUGGCUGAGGCAAAAAGAAAAGAGUGAACAAGAAUUACAUUAUACGUCUACUGAAACUGCAAAAAGUUUGUCUCAUGAAGUAGACAAAAUGUCAAAUCUGCAACCUGCCUUGGAGUCUGUGUCUGAGAAUUUUGAAACUUCAGAAGCAGACAGCUGUGACCAGAAAUGGAAGGCAGCUAGGAGGAAAUCCAAGAAGUCCAAAGAGAUUGCAGAAACACAUGAAUUUGCUACUGUUUCUUUGUCUCAAGAAGUUCUGUCCCCAACUAAGAUGAAAACUGAAGCAAUUGAGACAGAUGUCAUGGUCACUAGUACAGAUGUGCAAGAUUUCUCCAAGUUAUCUGAUGUUCAGACUGUAAAAGGAUUCCAGUUCUCUGAUAAAGAUGGUUCUGAGGUUGAUCAUAAAAACAUCAUAAUCAGACAGGAGCCUACAAUUAAAGGACCUAAAGUUAGAAAAGCGCGCAAGACAAAGAAACGAAAACCUUCUAAACAGAAGAGGAAAUAUGCAGGCCGGUCAACCCAAAGAAUUAAAGAGGAGGAACAAAGAUACACAUGUUCUGAUAAUGUAAUUGCUUGUGAUGUUGAGACCAAACAUCAGGCUCAAAUUAAUGAUAACUCAGCAAGGACCAUAGUUACACAAGAGGAGCCAGUAAAUUCAGAUGUGUACAUAUCAAGAAAAUCAACCCGGAUACAAAAAAUAAACUUGGGUCCAGUUGUUGAAAGAAAGGUCAGUAGCACAGACAUCACUGAGGACAUCACUUUGUCUGGUUCCAUGAAUAAUUCUGAAUGUAAAGACCUAAUCGAUGUCCAUGAGAUUUCAGUAAGCAGUGAGCAAAGGACACCGAAACGUGGAAGACCCAGGAAACAAAAGUUAGUAGUAACACAUUUAGAAGAUGUCACAGCACCUGUCCACAUCUCAGAUCACCCUUUGUGUCAAAGCAGCACAGAAAAUAACAUCGAAGCAGCUGGUAAUCAGGUAAUUCUUGAAGUUGUUCAACACCCUAAGAAGAGAAGAGGAAGGAAAAAGAAGAAAAAGUUAACUAAAGUUACUAAACAAUUAGAAACUGAUCCCUUAGAACUGAAUGAUGCAGACCAGACUAACAACAAUUUGUCACAGAGCAUCCCUGGACGUGGACAUAAACACAAGAACUUAAAAGCACCAAGAAGAAACCACAAGUUGUCAUCUUUGAAAGUUACUGGCAGAACAUCCGAACUGGACACUGGUGAAGCGGAGACAUCUUCCCUGCCCCAAAAUUCCGUAGAAGUGGAAGCUUCACUGCCUAGGCGGGGGACAAGGAUAAAACGAAAACUUGAUGACAUAACUAUACAAGAUGAAGUUGCGACUGCUGAUGAGAAGAUUGUAGAAAUUAAUUUUAGGAAACGUGGUCGAAGGAGACAAUUGGUGAAAGAGCUGUGCUUCGAUGAUUUAGAAACCCAACCUGAACAACCACACAAAAGUGUCUCCCUUUUAUCCAAAAAGAAGUCACCGGAUCAACCUUUAAGUUUUGAAGAUUGCUUUGAAGUUUCUUUGCAGUCCUCUCUUGACAACACAGAAGCCGGUAGUGAAAUAUGUGGCAUACUUCCUAGCAAUGUGGUCAAGGAGGAGGAGCCAGAAACAGUUCUUCUAGAUACAAAAAUCAGAUCAAGAAAAGGACCCCAAAACUCAUCAGAGACAGAAAUUGUUAAUACGGGUACUGCAUGUGAACCAUCUGAAGUACAGAAAGUGGAUGAUGAACAUGUUGUAAUUGCAAAGAAGUCGAAAAUUGGAUUUAAGGCUAAAGAAAAGACGAAGAAACCUCUCACAUGCAAAUACUGUGGCGUUUCCUUUCGGCACAUUACAGCAUACGUCAUGCACCAACGCAUACAUACAGGUGAAAAGCCAUACAAAUGCAAGUUCUGUGGUAAAACCUUUGCUCAUCUUUCUAAACUGAAGUCUCACCGAAAUGUACACGAGCAACAUGCCGCUUUUCCCUGUCCUUGCUGUAACCAAACUUUCAUGAAGAAAAAACAUUUGCUGUGUCAUUUUAAAGUGCACCUUCUGGAAUCAAAACUUAGCACUGAACCUAAGCAGGACAUUAAGAAAAAGAGAAAUGUGUCCUCAAAAAAGCCAAGCAAUUCUAGCCACCAUAUUUGCAAGAUUUGUAACAAAAACUUUGGAAACCAAGUCAAAUUACGGAUUCACAUGCGUGUGCAUGAAGCGGAGAUGCCCUUGAUGUGUAAAGACUGUGGGAAGACUUUUAAGAAACCUUCAAGCCUUGCAGCUCAUGAGAAAAGCCACUGGCCUGUAAAGCCAUAUGCUUGUUCUAUUUGUGGAAAAGGUUUCAGCCAGCUGAAGGCAUUGAAAAUGCACUCUCAAAUUCACACAGGUGAGACACCCUUCUCCUGCAGUCACUGUGGUCAUGCAUUCAGUGCCAUGUCUGCACUUAGGGUGCAUCAAGCGUCCAAAACGUGCAUUUCAAAGAGAACUGAUGGGGAAAGCGGUGUCGUCAAGGGUUUCAUCGUGAGUCAAGAAGCUGAUAGUCAGGUGAACACACCGGUUUUCUUCAAGUGUCAGAUAUGCAAACAGCUCUACAAAAAAUGGUGCCAGUACACACUUCACCUUCAAACUCACACCAGUUCUUCUCCAUACCUUUGUUUUUCAUGUGGACAGUGUUAUGAGAAGGAUUCUGAGGUUAGUGAUCAUUGUAAGGUGUGUUGCCAGAUAAGUGGGGAGGAGAAAACUUGUAGAGCAUCAGUCUCUGAAAACAUUCAAGGUUUAACCCAAACUGACUUGUGCUUGGACAGUAUUUCGAAGAAAACCUCAGAUUCUUCACAAAGUUUACCAAGUACAAGAUUUCCACGGACUAGACAAAAACAUACCACUUUCCCAUCUCAUCCUCCAGAAUUUGAACGUACACAAACAAGAACCUCAACUCUUUUGGAAAAAGAUGCUGAACAAUCCCCCAUCAAAUUCCCAAAUGCCCAGUCACCUGCUCAUUCUGAAGCCAGCUGUACCUUCUCAGACAGCCCUCUAGAAUGUAUCGAAAUCUCUCCGAGUCUUUGGAAAUUUCAAUGUUCACGUUGCGGUCAGCGAUUUGAGCGGUACAGGAUGUUGUGCGCUCAUAUCCAGACACACGCUCCUGCUUUCAGAUACACCUGCGCACAUUGCGGGCAGUUCUUCGAAAGGUGGAGUAAGCUGUGGUUGCAUCAGCGACGUCAUCGUCGCAAAGGCCGUUGCUACUCCUGCACCCAGUGCAGUCUUCAGUUCCGCUUCCUUAACUCUUAUAAAGAGCACAUGUUUGACCAUGCAGGCCAGAGACCCUACGCAUGUCCGCUCUGUCCCAAAACCUUCAUCCAGGAGAAAAGCUUACACGCUCACCAGUAUGAGUCUCAUAAACUGUGUGAAAGUCUUAAAUGUGAUGUUUGUUCGAAGACCUUCAGCAGUUUAAGAAACUUAAUCAAGCACAGUCUUCUGCACAACGGUUCUACCUCUCACGUUUGUCUCCUGUGCAGUCUCUCAUUCACAAAUACAAGAGCCUUCCAGCAACACUUGAACACACACAACGGUUAUCAAGGACUGCCGCUUCCAGACAUUGCUUCAAAGCCGCUCACUUUCCCCCACAAAUGCAGAACAUGCAAAGCUUGUUUUUCAACUGGAGAUUUGCUCUAUGCUCAUCAGAUAUGCCAUUCCAGAGAUGCAAAGACUAAAGUCCGUCCAGAAUCCAAGCCUACCUCAAAAUCGUCCAAUUCUCGUCAUACAGAUGAACAAUCUGGCACCCCUCUCACAAAUCAUGUAUCGAAACUCAAACUGGAUGGCAUACCCAAUGAUAAGAGCCUGUAUGUUUAUUCUCAUCCUGACAGGCUCUAUGUUAACCCUAGUUUAUCCAGAGUAAGGCAUCAAGUUAUUCAUAUAGACUCUAACGAACUCUCAGACUCUCAGAAUACCAGUCCACAAACUACGAACUCUACCCCCUCAGCCAGCAGUGAAGGAUGCACACAGAAUUUACCUGUGGCGACCUCUCAUCUACCUCAGGACACAUCAGAUCGAGAAACCACUAACUUGAAAACAAGCGAGAGUGUUAAAGACGUGACAAACGACCCUAUCCAGAUUAAAAAUAAACACAGCCAUAAGCAUCAUAGAAGGUCUACCUUUGUGGAGACCAGCGUUAAUAUGGAGGUAGAAACUGUUCAUGAAGAGUAUGAAGAGUGCUUUGAAUGUGCAGAUUGUACUGAAAAACUAACCAGUGUCAUAGGCCUUUAUGAACAUUACAUACUACAUGCAAUGGGGGAUACAUAUGUACAAGUACAUUGAUGAUGAUUGUAGUUUUUCAUCACAGUAAAUGUUUUAAUGGUAGAUGAUAAUGCAUGUUUUUUAAGUAUUCACUAACUUGUAUUGACACUAGUAUUUGUUUUACCAUCCAGGGGCCUUAUUUAUAAAGUGUGCUUUUAAUGCGUCAUUUAUGUGGAAAGGUGCUAAGUGUCAUGUCAGGGUCUAAGCAGACCUAAGCACUUUCGCUUGUCCGAUUGCUUCACAUUUUUGGAAAUUAAGUCUUUCUUGCUGCUCGUAAAAGAUUUGAACAUUGACUGGUGCUUUUUUUAAUAUAUCAAUGACAUUAAUCAGGCAUCGUUUAAAUGUGGAGAUUUGAAACUAUUUAGCUGCGCACAAUUUUAAGAUCAUUCACGAUUUAUAGAUUUCACAUCUAUACACAAGUUUGCUGUGCGCACGUUUAUUUUAUGAAUCACACGUACACACACACAUUUGAGAAAUGUUCAAAUUUAGUAUGGUUUAUGCACCAUUUUAUAAAUAAGGCCCCUGGUGUUUUGUUUUUGCAUGCUUUUUAAGUCAGUAUUGGCUAAAUGUGUCAUUUACAAAGUUAACACUGUAUUUUUUAUCUGGGUGACAAAAAGUAGCUUAACAAUGGUGCGGUUUCCCAUACAGGGCUUAUCUUAGUCCCAGACUAAAAUGCAUAUAGCUUUUACUGAAAUAUUUUAACAUGCUGUAUGUCAGUGACAUUGUUUUGUCUCAAAAUGCACACCAGUAUUGUGUAAGGUAUGUUUGUAAAAAAUUACUAAAAUUGCCUAGUACUGGAUUAAUCUAAACCCUGUCCGGGAAACCGCCCCAAUGACUCCUAACAGGCUCUUUAAACCCUCAGGUUAAUGUGGUUUAAAACCUUAUACAGGCUGUGGAAGGGUUCAUGCUCAAUGGCUUCUCCAAGACACUGUAUUACUGGAGUCAUUGUCACUUUGCCUUUAUCUAGAUCUCUCCAUAGGUGCCUUCCUUGAAAGGUUUGGGUGUGAGAUUUAAUCAUUGCCGGUGCAUAAAUCAGGUUCAUAUACUGUACAUACACUAGGGUUGUUUAAAGGACCUGUAAAUAGCUUGACGUAAACCUACGAAACCCAAUAACCUGCCAGGCCUCCCAAUGUAAAGACAUUUUCUGGGUGGCACAUAUAUAAAUAUUGUAAAAUGAAUAUAUGUAGUACUUGAGAACGCUAGACUAUAUCUGAAAGUUUUAAAUAUACUGUUUCCAUUGUAAUCAUGUUUUUUUUUUAAUAAAAUUACUAAUUGUCA
Molecule: messenger RNA, 10256 nt
Organism: Paramisgurnus dabryanus
Lineage: Eukaryota; Metazoa; Chordata; Actinopteri; Cypriniformes; Cobitidae
Biological process (GO): regulation of transcription by RNA polymerase II
Cellular component (GO): nucleus
Molecular function (GO): DNA-binding transcription factor activity, RNA polymerase II-specific
Source: RefSeq, a predicted model, not a curated record